AUGCUUUCUAAAUUGGCUAAAACUGAACUCAUAUCCUUGGCAAAAUCAUUCAUUCCGCCUCUACUACCGACUUUUCACAAAGGUCAAACAGGCAAGGUAGCAAUCAUCGGUGGAUGCGAAGACUACACUGGAGCCCCAUUUUUUUCAGCUCAUGCUGCUGCCACUCUGGGCAUUGAUCUUACUCAUGUCGUUUGCGAAUACAAUGCUGGAACUGUGAUCAAGAGCUAUAGUCCUAAUCUAAUGGUUCAUCCGUAUCUGUACGAAACUGACAAUGUUCCAUCUCAAUUCUCCAAUAAUCAGGAGAGAUUUCUGAAAGAUAAGGUAUUCCCAAAAAUAUAUUCCCUUCUUAGUAGAAUUGACGUCGCAGUCUUGGGUCCUGGAUUCGGAAGAAACCCUCUGAUGUUGAAGCAACUGGAAUCGAUAAUUGAUAAGCUAAAGGAAACUAACAAAUUUUUUGUAUUAGAUGCAGAUUCGUUAUGGUUGGUGACGCAGAACCCUGAUAUCGUUCGAAACUAUGAAAAGGCAAUUCUGACGCCGAACGUUGUGGAAUUGAGUCGGCUUUGUAAAAAAUUGAACAUUGAUUUUGACAUUACCAAGAACCUGACUUUAGAAGAAAGCUUGGAGAUAGCCAAGAAGCUUAGUAAAGAGUUAAACGUUGCCGUUAUUGUGAAAGGACACGAUGAUUUGAUAAUAAACAGAGACGAUCAUAUCGUUUCCAGUUCUGAGGGUUCUCUAAAACGUGUUGGUGGGCAAGGUGAUUCACUUUCAGGUUUAAUAGGAGGUUUCUUGGCUUGGGCUAAUGCUUAUCAGAACUCACUAUGGAAAGUGCAAGAUGAUCCAAAAUUGACUACCAGUCAACUGAUUCUUCUUUCGGCAUUUGCAGGAUCUCUACUUACUAGAACAUCUGCCCAUAAGGCAUUCGACUUGAAACAAAGAUCAAUGCAAACUACAGAUCUUCACGACCACAUCGCUAAAUCAUUCACAGAAAUAUUUGAGAGUUAG
Molecule: messenger RNA, 1002 nt
Organism: Komagataella phaffii GS115
Lineage: Eukaryota; Fungi; Ascomycota; Pichiomycetes; Pichiales; Pichiaceae
Exons: 1
Coding region: 1-1002 (333 amino acids)
Biological process (GO): metabolite repair
Molecular function (GO): ATP-dependent NAD(P)H-hydrate dehydratase activity
Source: RefSeq, a predicted model, not a curated record